UUCUCCAGGUGCCAGUCUAGGGUACAAUUUUAGUACCUUUCAAAUAAACCUCACGCUUUCUUGCUCGAACGAGGUUCCGACACGAACCAACUCCAGCCCUGCCCGCCAAGCGACUCUAUCCAGCUCCGAGUGCGGGACGAGGGAGGUUCACACGGGAUGUAACAACAGCAAACCACCCCGUCCUUGGAAACAAACUCCUCCCACACCCCCUCCUCUCCGCCACCGCCGCCUCAGCCCGGUGUCUGUCCUAAGGUGGAAGACACAAGCAGCCAGCGUUAAAUGUUGACACCCCGCGGUGUUUGGCUGGUUUCUCUCUCGCAUCCGUCUUAUUUCUCCCCCACCCCGCACAGACACACAGCUAAUGUGGAUGUGCGCUGAUCGCGCCGAGAGCCGCCUGGCCGUUGCACCGUGCUCGGCGAUGGAUGCUGGCAGAUAGCGAUCGCCAUGAGACCCGGGGCUGCUUUCUCGCUGCCGCUGCUCUGCUCUCCAGCACUGGAGUGUGGCGCUUUGGCAGCGCCAGUUCCCGCAGCUUCAGCCUCCCCGGCGGUUGCCUGCACACCCCGGCACACUCGCAGCGUUCACUCGGGCUCACCGAGUCCGGCCACAGUGCCUGCGCUGGAGCUCCAUCCCAGUUUCGUCGAACGGUUCCCGAACAAAGGUCUGGGAGAACACAACUUCUGCCGCAACCCCGACGGGCUGAAGCCCUGGUGCUUCAUCAGGAAUCGCUGGGGAAGGAUAGACUGGGCGUAUUGCAGCUGCAGACAGGGUUUGGUCAGAUUGCAAGGAGGUGGAAAUGCUGGCGAAGGCAGAGUUGAAGUGUAUGUGAACGGAGUAUGGGGAAUGAUCUGCAACAGGAAAUGGGACGAUCGGGAUGCUUCAGUUGUUUGUCGGCAUCUUGGACAUGGUGUAAGUGGCAAAGCUGGCCAGACCCUCCUUUCUGGAUUGCCAUUGGCUCCUGUACACUGGAGCAACGUCCAGUGCCGAGGUGAUGAACACAGUUUAUUUGAGUGUGCGAGGGAGACCAGGCAGCGUGGCAGCUCUCUCCACAAACGGGCAGCUGUGGUUACUUGUUACUCUUCCAAAGGAUCUAUAUUUGUUCCAAUCCGACUGGUUGGUGGUAGCUCUAAAUAUGAAGGCCGUGUGGAAGUCUAUCGUUCUGGGCAAUGGGGAACUGUGUGCGAUGACCACUGGGAUGAGGCAGAUGCUGAAGUUGUCUGCAGGCAGUUGGGCAUAAGUACUUCAGCCAAGGCGCAGAAAUUGGCUCAUUUUGGAGAAGGCUCUGGUCCAAUAUUAUUGGAUGAUGUGCAGUGUACAGGAAAUGAACUUUCUAUAGACCAAUGUCCCAAGAGUUUGUGGGGAGAGCAUAACUGUGGGCACAAGGAAGAUGCAGGUGUAUCCUGCAAUCCUCUCAGUGACGGUACACUGCGCUUGGUCGGCGGAGAGGGUAGCCACGAAGGACGGCUUGAGGUGUAUUAUCGUGGCCAGUGGGGAACUGUCUGUGAUGAUGGGUGGACAGAAGAGAAUGCUCGAGUUGUUUGCCGACAACUAGGAUUCAGAUAUACACAGAAACCACUGGUGGGACAACUUGAAGGAGGUUCUGGACCAAUUUACUUGGAUGAUGUCAAUUGCUCAGGUCAGGAGUCGUCGCUGGUUUUGUGCCCCAGAAGCGACUGGGGUCGACAUGACUGCAGUCACCAGGAGGAUGUAACUGUCAUCUGUACACUCAAUGCUGACAAUGAUAUCCAGGAAAUCCCUUUUGGUCCUCCUAUCAGGCUGAUGGAUGGUGAAAAUAAGAAAGAAGGACGUGUUGAAAUUUUUAUCAAUGGUCAGUGGGGAACCAUUUGUGAUGAUGGAUGGACUGACAAGGAUGCUGCUGUGGUCUGCCAUCAGCUGGGAUACAAGGGCACAGCCAAGGCAAGAUCACUGGCCUAUUUUGGAGAUGGUGUGGGACCAAUACACAUGGAUAAUGUGAAAUGCACUGGGAGUGAACAGACACUGGAAGACUGCAGCAAACAAGAUAUCGGGACACACAACUGUCGACACAGUGAGGAUGCAGGUGUGAUCUGUGACUAUAUUGCCAACAAAGCAGGAAGCCUCAGCAUCAUAGGGUCCACAAAUUCCCUCUGUGGCUUACGGUUACUAAACCAACGGCAAAAACGGAUAAUUGGUGGAAAGAAUUCAUUGAGGGGCGGGUGGCCUUGGCAGGCAGCCAUCCGACUGAGAUCAUCCCACAGAGAAGGGAGAUUGCUGUGUGGUGCCACAAUCAUUGGCAGCUGUUGGGUCCUGACUGCAGCUCACUGCUUUAAAAGGCAUGGCAACAACACAAAAAACUACAUUGUGCGCGUUGGUGAUUACCACACAUUAGUAUCUGAAGAAUACGAGCAAGUUCUUGAAGCGAAAAACAUUAUUAUCCACAAGGACUAUAAACCUGAUGCUAACGACUAUGACAUUGCAUUGGUAAAGCUUGAAGGUGACCAGGAACAGUGCAUCAAACUCAAUGCCCAUGUCCUUCCGGCAUGUUUGCCACACAGAAGAGAACGUACACCAAGGAAAGGUUCGAACUGCUACAUAACUGGAUGGGGUGACACAGGGAGAGCUUAUUCAAAGACGCUGCAGCAAGCUGCCAUUCCACUGCUUCCCAAAAGACGUUGUGAAGGCCGAUACAGGCAGAGAUUCACCAGCAGGAUGCUCUGUGCAGGAAACUUACUGGACCACAAGCGGGUAGACAGCUGCCAGGGCGACAGCGGUGGGCCACUGAUGUGUGAGAAAGCAGGAGGCCGCUGGGUAGUGUUGGGUGUGACUUCCUGGGGACAUGGCUGUGGUGUCAAGGAAACCCCAGGUGUUUACACCCGAGUGUCUGCUUUUGUGCCUUGGAUUGAGCGUAUGACUAACCUGUGAGUAGCCAGGAUCAGAAGACUGGUGCAUGUUGCUAAUUGAUCAUCAUGCAUCCCUUAUCUUCCAUUUCUUUCCCUGUGAAGGAGCUCCACAAAUUCACUCUCCAACAACAAGAGCACUUCAAGGAGUCAAGGACCAAGACAGCAACCUCAUUGUGGAGCUUCUGUAAUUAAAGAGCAACAACAGAACUGGAGAAGUGGUGGUGAUUGAGUCAAUCGUUUGGAGGACAAAAAACAUUUGUACGGGAUUUUAACUUGUUGCAAAUAUGUUGCACAAUAUAAAAUGUACAGACAUUUUGAAUUUCCAGCGAUUUUAAUUUUCCUGGACGGGGAACUCAUGGUUAAGAAUAACAAUAUUUAUUUAUACUUUUUCAUAUUUUGGUUACUCGGUGGUGCCAUAUUGUGGAGAAAAUCUGUACAGCUGCAUCACUUUAGUUAUGUUAAAAGCAGUGCACUAAACAAGCACAGAACCUUGCCAUCUUUAAAAGAUCCAUUCAUCCAGACUGUACGUUAAAUACAUGGGGGAGGUGUAGAACAGUGUCAACACUCCAUAUUCAUGCUAUGUCAACAUCAGUUAUAUCUGAAUUAACUGAGAAAAUUGCACUAGCUUGUAUAAAAAGGUUUUAUUUUCUCUAGUUUUACUAAAAGCACAAAGUGCGAAGAACCAACAUGAACUAAAAUGUUCAGUCAAUUAUUUGCCCUGAAAUUUUGUUUUUUACUUGAAAAAUUGUAUGCACUUGUUUUUAAACUGCUUGCCACAAUUAUAUACAAACUACAAAUGAA
Molecule: messenger RNA, 3677 nt
Organism: Amblyraja radiata (thorny skate)
Lineage: Eukaryota; Metazoa; Chordata; Chondrichthyes; Rajiformes; Rajidae
Product: neurotrypsin
Biological process (GO): proteolysis
Cellular component (GO): membrane
Molecular function (GO): serine-type endopeptidase activity
Source: RefSeq, a predicted model, not a curated record